Messenger RNA from Tupaia belangeri chinensis (Chinese tree shrew), 1809 nucleotides. It is a transcript of the gene CAPZA2, whose product is annotated as capping actin protein of muscle Z-line subunit alpha 2. Gene Ontology annotation, cellular component: cortical cytoskeleton; F-actin capping protein complex. Lineage: Eukaryota; Metazoa; Chordata; Mammalia; Scandentia; Tupaiidae. The record is from RefSeq and is a predicted model, not a curated record. Gene Ontology annotation, biological process: actin cytoskeleton organization; barbed-end actin filament capping. Gene Ontology annotation, molecular function: actin filament binding.
GUGCGUAUAGCAGCAAAAUUCAUCAUUCAUGCCCCUCCUGGAGAAUUCAAUGAGGUGUUUAAUGAUGUUCGGUUACUGCUUAAUAAUGAUAAUCUUCUCAGGGAAGGAGCAGCCCAUGCUUUUGCACAGUAUAACCUGGACCAGUUCACGCCAGUAAAAAUUGAAGGUUAUGAAGAUCAGGUAUUGAUAACAGAACAUGGCGACUUGGGAAAUGGCAAGUUUUUGGAUCCAAAAAACAGAAUCUGUUUCAAAUUUGAUCACUUGAGAAAGGAAGCAACUGAUCCAAGACCAUAUGAAGCAGAAAAUGCAAUUGAAUCUUGGAGAACUUCGGUAGAAACUGCUCUGCGAGCUUAUGUAAAAGAACAUUACCCAAACGGGGUCUGCACGGUGUACGGUAAAAAAAUAGAUGGACAGCAAACCAUUAUUGCAUGCAUAGAAAGCCAUCAGUUCCAAGCAAAAAAUUUUUGGAAUGGUCGUUGGAGGUCAGAGUGGAAGUUUACAAUUACUCCUUCAACCACUCAGGUGGUUGGCAUCUUGAAAAUUCAGGUUCAUUAUUAUGAAGAUGGUAAUGUUCAGCUAGUGAGUCAUAAAGAUAUACAAGAUUCCCUAACAGUGUCUAAUGAGGUGCAGACAGCAAAAGAAUUUAUAAAGAUUGUAGAAGCUGCAGAAAAUGAAUACCAGACUGCCAUCAGUGAGAAUUAUCAAACAAUGUCGGACACUACUUUCAAAGCCUUACGUCGACAGUUGCCGGUUACUCGUACUAAAAUUGAUUGGAACAAGAUCCUUAGCUACAAGAUUGGCAAAGAGAUGCAGAAUGCAUAAGAUGAACAUUGCAUGACUGGAUCAUUUUAGUGUCUUUGCGUUAAAAAAAAAAAAUCAUUGCAAAAGUAUUCAGAACUGUCAAGCUGCCCAGUCAGAUGGGCUGUUGCCAUUUAAAAAUCACUGUAAUUAAUUAGUUUGGUUAGAGCAUAAAGCUUAGCUAAUCAACCAUUAUUUUUCAUUUCUUUUAUUCAAAGAGAAUUGAAAAUCAGUUUAGUUUAAAUGUAUUUUACUUUCUGUUACGCCUUCUUUCUUACAAUGAAGAGAUGUUUCCUCUAGUUUAAUGGUUAAAAGUUUUUGAAGGCUUUCGAAAAUAUUUUACCUCCUAUAACCCUAAAAUUGUUGUCUUUUGGUUUCUGAAAUGAGUAACUUUGUAUAUUUGCCCAAUUCUUUUUAAUGGGGUCAAUAAUAGACAUUAUGGUUUAAGGUGGUUGAUGGAUUUAGCCACGUAUGCUGCUAAAGAAAUUGUCUACCUUCCCCCCACCUCUUCCACUUAUGUAAGACCGAGAUUAGAGGGAAAACAUUUUCUAUAUCAAUUGUGUUUAAACCUUUCAAAAAGGUUAUUUAGCUAGCUUAGUGUUUAACUAAACUUUUUUUAAACAAGGCCAAGAUCUAAAGUUGUUUUGAGAUUCUGAUAUUAAAUGAAAAUACUUAUUUCAGUAAUGCAUUUAAUGCUUUUUUUCUUGUGACGGUUAUGCAAAUUAGCUUGAAUCCAUGUCCCUGAGUUAUUUUUAUCAUAAAGCCACAAAUGUAUUAUAACAAGGCAAAUUGUAAUAUAUAUAAUCCUGAACUCAUGACCAUGUCUCAGUUUUUUUUUUUUUUUUGGAUUGAAAAAGACUGAAAUUCAUUGUAUCAUUAAAAUGCAAAUUUUCCUAUUUAUUUGAGUAGAAAAUCACUUACCAGUGAGUCAUAUACUAUUUUAAAAUACUUGCUUCAAAUAUUGUAAUUCUUAACUGGUUGUAAAUUAGAAAAGCUGGGAUUACAUAUGGU